Lytechinus pictus (painted urchin) is the source of this 6383-nucleotide messenger RNA. RefSeq names its product endothelin-converting enzyme 1-like. NCBI's taxonomy places the organism in Eukaryota, Metazoa, Echinodermata, Echinoidea, Temnopleuroida, Toxopneustidae. The record is from RefSeq and is a predicted model, not a curated record. Bases 427 to 2772 code for a protein of 781 amino acids. The transcript has 17 exons. Gene Ontology annotation, molecular function: metalloendopeptidase activity. Gene Ontology annotation, biological process: protein processing. Gene Ontology annotation, cellular component: plasma membrane.
AAAUCCGAAGUGAAAUUGAGAGGGGACACCCUGCUGAUAACUGCUGAUAAGUCUCUCACCAGCCCCCAAAAUACCCCUGCAGGCCGCAAUGAUUACGCAACCAAGGCUUACUUUUAUCGCUUUCCCUGCCUCGCUCCUAAUCUCCGCUCUCCUAGCCAAACGACUUCGUCUUUUGAUCUCACUACCUCGGAGCCGAUAACAUGACGUCAUUUACAUGAUUUCUCAAUAGCUGAGUUCAGAGUGAAAAGUUAUAUGUACACGUUUUGGCUGCGCACUACUCUGUUGAUUGCUGGAGACAUGCGUAGUUAUCACAUUCGCACCCAGUGUAGUCUAACGAUUCAGCCGAUAUCUCAUUCAUCAAAUUCACUUUUCGUAAACCGGAGUAACAAGGGCCAGUGACAUUGAUAGUCGGCAGUCGUCAUUCUAAUGGCAAGAUGGAAAAAGAUUGGUGGACAAAUUGGGUGGAAGAACAACAAUCUUAUCACCAUGAAAAUAAAUAUGGACGAGGAUGUGGAUCAGCCGUUCCUGAGUCAGACUGUGGACCAGGAAGAUGAUUAUUAUCUCAGACCUGCUUUAAGGCAUGCUGUUGCAAGAGAGAAGAAGCAGGAUCGCUCUUUGGCCAUCAUGACGCUUGUGGCUUUCAUUCUUCUAGUCAUAAUCGCCAUCUGCAUAAUUGCUCUCACAUCCAGGCAAUAUGAGAAGAAAUGCCCAGUGUGUGAUUCAGUGGAGAGCGCUAUGAAUACUAGUGCGGACCCGUGUCAAGAUUUCUAUGAGUACUCAUGUGGUAACUGGAUUGCCAAUGUGAAAGUACCACAAGGUUACUCUAAAUGGGGAAGAUUCAGGGAAUUAUACAACAAGAAUAAUGAUUUACUCUUCAAGCUAUUUUCUAAAGAUGGGUACAAUUACAAUGGAGAUGACAGCGAAGCACUGAGGAAAGCCAAAGAUUAUUACCAAGCUUGUAUGAAUGAAACUGCCAUUGAAGAAGCAGGUUCAACACCAUUAAAACAGCUACUGAACAAGCUUGGUGGUUGGAGCCUUUUACCAAAGAACACACCUGGUAUUGUUGACUGGGAUGAGAGCUUGUUUGAUCUCACCCAAGAUUUGACUGCUAUACAUCUUACAGAUGGCUCCCCUCUCUUUGAUAUGAGUGUGUCCCCCGAUGAGAAGAAUUCAACUGUCAGGACCAUCCAUUUUUUCCAGGAUGGAUUAGGCUUUCCUAUGGACCUCUAUUCUGAUAAUGACACGACACAUGAGGAAGCCUAUGCUUCUCUUGGUGCUAAAGUAGCGGUACUUCUCUCUCUAUCUGAUGACGAAAGUAUAGUCUUAGAGAAUAUAGCACACCACUCCAAUUAUGCACCAGCCCUAGAAAAGAUGAGAAAAAUAGUAGAGUUUGAAGCAAAACUGGGUGAAAUAUUUGUGCCUAAGAAUCUAGUUAUAGAUCCAUCUAAAACCUACAAUAAAAUGACUGUGGGAGAGUUUGCUGAUAAAAUACCUCGGAUCAAUAUGAGCUAUUAUUUGAAUAAGAUAUUUGCCACCACAAUACCUCUUGAUCGGACCAUCUUAGUGCCUACCUUGUCAUAUUUUGUGAAGUUGAAUGAUCUUUUGAUGCAGACUGACAAGAGAAUUCUGGCUGAUUACCUGACGUGGAAUGCAGUCAGGCCUACCCUCAGUUUCCUUCCUAAGAUCUAUGAAGACAUUGUCCUAGAGUACAGCAGUGUCUUCAGCGGAUCCAACACAUCGGCUCCUCUGUGGAAGAAGUGCCUGCACAGAACCGAUGACACCUUUGCCUUUGUGACAGGCGCCCUCUUUGUCAGGGAAGUCUUCCCUCCACAACUCAAGAAUGCGACUCUGGAUUUGAUCCAUUACGUACGAGAUGCCUUUCUAGGAAACCUACCCAAUGUGACGUGGAUGGAUGAUAUAACCAAACAGACAGCAGAGGAGAAAGCUCUUGCCAUCAAACAUAGGAUAGGAUUCCCAGGCUGGAUUCAAGAUACAGCCAAGUUAGAUGAACACUAUAAGGAUGUUAAUAUAACAGCCUCUAGUGUAUUUGAGAAUGCCAUGAAUAUCCGACAAUUUUCUCUGAAAUACAUGAGAGACCAUUUUGAUGAACCUGUUGACAAGGCAGAAUGGGAUAUGGGACCUGGUGAAGUGAAUGCAUACUACUCGUCAACUUCCAAUGAGAUAGUCUUCCCCGCAGGCAUACUCCAGGCUCCAUUUUAUGAUAUAUCACUUCCAAUGUCAAUGAACUUUGGAGCUAUCGGCAUGGUGAUGGGUCAUGAACUUUCGCAUGGGUUUGAUAACCAUGGUCGUGAGUUUGACAAGGAGGGCAACCUGAGGGACUGGUGGGGUAACGCAUCGGCUCUAGCUUACAAGACCAAGACAGAUUGUAUGGUAGACCAGUACUCAGCCUAUGAGAUUGGAGAUAAACAUGUGGACGGGGUGUUUACACUAGCUGAAAACAUCGCAGAUAAUGGUGGUCUGAAGCUAGCAUUCCAGGCCUAUCGGGAAUGGAACCAGACAAACAACGACACCAUGGGGUUCAUGGAGGACCUUGGUUUAUCUCUUGAUCAUCUCUUCUUCCUUGGUUUUGGUCAGGUGUGGUGUAGUUAUGCUACACCUCAGAACAGGCAAAUGGCCAUCUUGACGGAUGCCCAUACAGCUGAAAAAUUCAGGGUAAAUGGUGCCGUAUCCAACAUGCAAGAGUUUGCUGAUGUCUUCCAUUGUCCUCUCGGGACACCUAUGCAUCCUGAAAAGACAUGUCAAGUGUGGUAAACCUUAACAAAGCCUGAGAGUUUGGGCGAUCCUCUUCAUGUAUCAUGAUCGAUAUUGAUCGAUAAUGUUGAUAAUUAUCCCUAAAUUUGAGGAGUCGAAUGUUGAAUUCAAGACAGUAUCAUUUCCUGUGUGAGGGCUGCAGUGGCACAUCUAGCCAGGUUGAACACAAUACCAUUUCAGGGGCCAUAAUGUUUUUAGACAAAAUAGUCAGCUACUUGAAACUAUUGUGUCUAAUCCGGCUAGAUCCAUGCCUAGCGGGCUGUAUGUGCUCGCAUAUUUGUGAUGCAUGGUGGGUAAUAUAGACCGCUGACAGUAUAGCGUAUCAAAAGGGGAAGCUCACCCUGAAACCAAGUUAGUAAUAGAAAAAUAAUAAGUAGAGAAACAAAUUCAUGAAGGUUCUCUUGAAAUCCAUGAAGGAAUAAAAUAGCUAAGAAUUUUGGAUAAAAAUGUGUGAUGUCACAUUGGAAGCUGCUGCCCUAUAUGGUAUGCAAUUUACUUUCUAUGAAUUCCCCAUUUUAAAAUGGUUCAUGUGGACUAAAAAAAAUUCAUCCUAUAAUGAAUUACAUAUUGUGAUGAUAUGAAGGGUUCCAUGACGGCGACAAUUGCUCCGCUGUAAAUUCCACAUACUGGAUUGACUUACUUCAAACCUGGGUUUAACACUAUACCCUACCCUACACCUACACCUACACCUAACCCUAAACAUAACAUAAUAUCCUCUUGCAACCCUAUCCCUAACUCUCAAGCUAAGACGAAAUAAAGCCCAGAGUAUUUGUCGCUGGAGCAAAUGUCGUGUCACCAUAUAAAGAAUGCAUUUGUAGGAUUAUUACCAAUUUUAUGAGAAAGUAGCAUUUUAUGGAUUUCAUUCACACAUAUAGAGGAGCUGUCCGUACGUGACAUCACAAAAUUAAAACUUUUAAAGAUUCUGUUAUUCUUUGAUGGAUCAUUGCCAAACCUUGUUUAAUUUUAUUCGCUUUAUAUUUUUUCUUUUACUAAGGCCCACUUGAUGCCAGGUUGGAUUUCCCCUUUAAAGAGAUCAUUAGAAAACUUAAGAAAAUUAUUCAAUCAUGCAAAGUGAAUUGUUCAUUCACUAAAUAAAAAUGAAACAUUGCACAAACAAGUGUGUAUUAUAGUUUAUUUUUGUUUUGUAACGAGUCAUAGAUAUCAUUUUUAUUUUGUGCGGUGUUCACUCCAGUUUUUUUUAAAACAUCAUGUUCAAAAACUUAAACUUUAAUAGAACUCUAUCCUCUUUACUUCCUAUCUAUGUAUAUAAUUGUAAAUUAUUUUUUAAAUCUACAUUAUUUCUCCAUACAUACCAAAAGAAUGUUUAUUAUAUGCAGUAUAUCUUGAAAAAAGAAGUGCCUUUAUUUAUCAUAUUGCCAACAAUGUGAUGAUAUCACACUCCACCAAUCUCAAAUUCUAUCCUGAUUAAUUACCACUUAUUGCUUGCCAUAGUUUACAAUUAACCUGUUAUAAUAUAACAGCACAGACGCAACCAAUUAUGUCAUAACUCUGUAGACCGUACCAGGAGGAUAAUUUGAAAAAAGCAUGCUAAAAAAUGGAAUUAAUACCAGUUGUCAUUUUUUCCCCCCCAUCAUUUUCAGGUGUGUGGAAGGGGGAAUGAUGUAAUAGAUCACCCAUCCACCCCCCCCCCUCAACGGCUAUAGAUAUGUGAUGCCAUGCUAUUCAAGUGUGUGUGGGAGGAGGGGAAUCGGGGAAUGUUGCAAUAGACCCCCCCCUUACCCUUCUCCAAAUAUAGGUUUAUAUCUUCAAUCUACGCCAGUGCAUAAACUACCUGAGGCAAGAUUUAAUAAUAAUUUCUGAAUUCAAUUGUCUAAAUUAUGUUAUUUUAGAGAUGCUUUCUAUAAUGAUAUGUGCAACUUUUAAGAUUUAUUAAAGCUUUACAUAUGAUUAUAAGAUGUUAUGUACAUGUAUAUUAAUGUAUAAAGAUUUUUUUUAUAUAUAUAAUAAGUUCUUUCUUCCAGAUUUUCACUUUAGAGUGCAUUGAUGACACAGUACUACAAUAUAUGAAAAAAGAGUUUAUGUUUAUGGUAUCUCGAAUAAAUAUUUUACAAUUUGUGCCUUAAAUGUUUCCAAAAGUGACAUUUGCUGCAUGUUUUACAAUGAAAUGAAUGUUAUUUUAAAUGAUUUUUAUGAUGUGGAAAUUGUUUACACCUUAAGGUAAUACCUUGAUUUCUAAUAUCCGUAUUAGCCCAUAGAAAAUAAUUAUGUAGUUAUUUAACCUGUACCAAAAAACCUGUAUGCUAGCUCAAUUUAUUUUCAGCAAAUCAUCAAGAAUGUAGAAACAAAUUUAUUGUUCGCACAAUCUUUUCACAUUAAAGUGUAUGUAUGUUUUUUUUCUUAAAAUUGUAUUUGCAUUCUUAGUCUUCAGAUGUGCUUCAAGUAUUGUAACUUGUGGUAGUAUCCAAGGCAAUACUUUUUAGUCAGAAUUUUUUUAAAAUCUAAGAUACUGAUGUAUAUAGAGUACUUAGCUAAUGUAUUUAUUAGGUGUCACAGUAUUUGUCACAAAGAUUUCAGUUUCCAUGUAAUGUAGAUUACAGAUCUCUGUAUCAUAUGUUUAGGAUUUAAAAUAGCUUAUGGGACCGUCACCCAAAAGAAGAGUUUAAAAUUUCAAUGUCAAACCCAAAUUGUGCAAAAAAAAAUCUGUUGAGAUUUUUAAAAGAAAUAACAAACUUGUGUAAGAAAAGGAUGGCUUAUUGGAAUAUCUAUUGUAUUCUUUGUAACAUUUCUUUCACUAAUCCCCAAAUUAGACUGAGUUUAGAUUCACAUGGCUUUCUGAAAAAAUCAUUUCUUACAUGCCUCAGUAUUUCCUUAUUUGCAAUGCAUAAACAAUCCACAAAGUAUUUGAUCUUAAAUCAAAGAAGAGAUUUAAUUCCUCCUAUUGAUAUUAAUUAAUGUGCAAAACAUAGUUAAUGAUUGUGACAUCAAUAUCUCUAAGAACAGGUUUCCUUUCUUGUGGCACACACGUAACUUUUUUUUCAAAAAUGCAAAAACUUGCAAACCAUUUUCUUGCCUGCAGUCUUUUGUUUCUUGUGUUGUAAUAAGACGAAACAAAAAUGAACCUGUUAUAAAUCAGAAAUUCUUGUUUAAAUUAGAUUUUCUACAAGUCAUCAUGCUCAGAAGUACUAACUUUUAUAUUUCUGAUGCUUGUCUUCUGUCUUUCCUUACUUUCGUGCAGUAGAGUUGAGUGGCUCAAAGAAAAGGGGGAAAGGCUGAUGAGAAAAGCUUGUAUCACUCAAGGUUUUUUUAAAUUUAAAUUUUUUAUGAAAAUCAGUGUUUUCAUGUACUUAAGUUUAUGUUUUAAAAGUUUGUUGAUGUUUGUUUCUGUACAUGUAAGUAUAAGCUUUAAGUUAUUCCUUGUUUUAUUAAUGAGAGAAUUGUUUAAAAUUGUCUUGUUUUCUCUUUCUUCAUCGUUUUGAAUAUGAAUUUCGUUAGACAAGAAAGGUGCUGGGAUUUGCGAUGUAGACCAACAUUUCUCCUUGGUAUUGAAAAUGAUUGGUAACAUGAAGUGUAAUACAUAGUUACAACUCAUCGUGUGAAUAUUAUUAUUUUUUGGUUGCUUUUGGAAUAAAUAAAGGAUGUCUAACACCAUA